CUUGCACAUCUUAACCAAAUCCAAUCAGUGAUCAUGAAGAUCUUGGCAGUUCUGUACAAGGGCGGGAAGGCUGCUGUUGAGGAGCCAAGACUGUUGGGCACGCUCGAGAACAGGCUGGGUCUUUCUGACUGGCUCCAGUCUCUCGGACAUGAGUUCAUCGUCACUGACGACAAAGAGGGCCCGGAAAGCGUAUUCCAAAAGGAGCUCCCUGAUACCGAUAUUCUCAUUACUACUCCUUUCCACCCUGGCUACCUCACGGGUGAUCUCAUUCGCAACAAGGCGCAUAAGCUCAAGCUAGCGGUCACUGCAGGUGUUGGGUCCGAUCAUGUUGAUCUCAACGCUGCAAACGAGAAGAAGAUCAUUGUAGCUGAGGUCACUGGCUCCAACGUCGUCUCUGUUGCCGAGCAUGUAGUAAUGGACAUCCUCGCCCUCGUCCGCAACCUGAUCCCCGCUCACGAAAUGAUCGAGCGUGGUGACUGGGUGGUUGCCGACAUCGCUCGCAAUGCCUUCGACCUUGAGGGCAAGGUUGUCGGCACGCUUGGCUGCGGUCGUAUUGGUUUCCGUGUGCUGAAGCGUUUGACGGGCUUCGACUGCAAGGAGCUCCUCUACUACGACUACGCCCCUCUCCCCGCCGCCGCUGAGAAAGAAAUCGGCGCCCGCCGCGUUGAGGACCUCCACGAGUUCCUUGGCCAGUGCGAUAUCAUCACGAUCAACGCACCGCUGCACGAGGGGACUCGGGGCCUGGUGAACAAGGAGCUCUUGCAGCACGUGAAGAAGGGUGCAUGGAUUGUCAACACUGCUCGUGGCGCCAUUUGUGAUCGGAUUGCGAUCAAGGAGGCCCUCGAGAGCGGCCACAUUAAUGGCUAUGCUGGUGAUGUGUGGGAUGUGCAGCCUGCGCCCAAGGACCACCCCUGGCGUACGAUGAAGAACCCUCUUGGUGGCGGAAACGGCAUGACUCCUCAUUACUCUGGCACAACCCUCGAUGCCCAGAAGCGUUACGCCGAUGGCACCCGGGAUAUCCUUGAGAGGUUCUUCAAGGGCGAGGACCAGAUUCCCGCCAAUGUCAUUGUUGCUGACGGUGGGUACGCGACCAAGGCUUAUGGCCAGCGCAAGUGAGCGACCCGAGCUCCAUUGGACGAGUAUGCUUAUGCUUCGUUGUACUGUGCAUUGUAUUCUCUGCACAACUGCGUGUGAAAAGGAAGAUCGAAUGGAAUAUGGUUAUGCC
This is a messenger RNA of Dacryopinax primogenitus, 1225 nucleotides long. Its product is annotated as NAD-dependent formate dehydrogenase. Gene Ontology annotation, molecular function: NAD binding; formate dehydrogenase (NAD+) activity; oxidoreductase activity, acting on the CH-OH group of donors, NAD or NADP as acceptor. Gene Ontology annotation, cellular component: cytosol. Bases 34 to 1116 code for a protein of 360 amino acids. The record is from RefSeq and is a predicted model, not a curated record. The transcript is spliced from 7 exons. Lineage: Eukaryota; Fungi; Basidiomycota; Dacrymycetes; Dacrymycetales; Dacrymycetaceae.